GAGCAUCCGCAAAAUGAAAGAAAUAACUUUGUUCCCAAAGAAACGUUGUUACAAAAUCAGUCUUUUCUUGGUGGUCGAGCGAAGCAGGUCGUAAUAGUUCUACAAUGGCUGCGUCUCCUGGAAGUAUGUACCAAAAACAAGUUCUUAAAAAACGGCCAACGUCCUACCUACAGUCAUCUUUAGGAUCUUUGUCCAAAUCAGACCGAUAUAAAGAGAAAGAUAUCCCUUUAAAUUCAAAUCCGCCAGGCAGCCCGGAGAUACCGCGAUCAAACAUCAGCUUAAGGAAGUUCAGUCAAAUUAGUGCGCAUUCUGAUGCUUCAGAGGCUGAUGAAAACCACGCCGAUACUAACGGUAACUCAAUCAAACAAACAGGGACGCCAAAAAAUGCCAUUCGGGCAAAACAUCACCAGAAAGCAGGCAAAGGUAACAAAAUACAGAAACUGCAUCAUGCAGCUUUGUCUGGAAACGAGGCAGAAGUGCAAAAAUUGCUUGGAAAAGGAGUUGACAUAAAUGCUCCGGAUUCAGUUGGCAAAACCCCGUUGCAUAAUGCCAUUCUUGGGAAACAUUUCAACAUCGUAGACCUGCUGUUGAAAUCAGGGGCUGAUGUCAAGUGUCUUGAUGAGCGGGGAGACACGCCUCUCCACGCUGCUGUCAGAGUUGAUAGCGAGGCAAUUGUUGUGCUAUUGUUAAAAGACGGUAAAACCAACACUAAUGCGAAAGGAUUCGGGUCUUACACACCUCUUCACAUUGCUGCUCAAAUGGACUGCGUCGACAUUUGCAAGCGAUUGGUUGAGCACGAAGGCGACAUCGCUCAAGCAGCUGAAGACAAAAUGACUCCCUUCGGUUUCGCAAUAGCUAAGGGAGCACAGGCUGUGUCUGAAUAUUUUGCUGGAAUUGUCAAGGAGAAAGGCAUGAAUUUAGAGAGUCUCCUCUACAACGUUGAUAAUGAAGGUAGCACCUUACUCCAUCUUGCAGUGGACAGCGGGAUUCUCCCGAUUGUAGGGUUGUGUUUAAAGCUUGGAUCAAAUGUGCGCCAAACAAAGGAAUCAGAUAACAGCACUGCUUUACAUCUAGCAUGCUCACAAGGCUCUCUUGAGAUCGUUCAACUGCUGACCAAUGAGAUCCGCGACAUCUGCAAAGAAGAGAUCAUCGAUGAACAAGGCAUGUUUCCCAUUCACCGAGCAGCAAUGAACAAUCACUUCACAGUGGUAAACUUUUUAUUGGAUCAGGGCGCCGAAGCUGACCCCAGAGACAUUGAAGGGCAAACUCCUCUUUUCUUAGCCGCUUCAGUGGGUGGAACAGAGACUGUUCAGCUCCUUAUGGAUCGGGGAGCCGAUAUAACACUCAAAGAUAUGGAGCUACGCUCGGCUCUGCAUGUAGCUAUUGGGAACACAAGUACCAUGGAUGCCUUAAUGAAGAGUCCCUCAUCCAAGUCAUUAGUGGUUGACAAAGAUGCGACUGGAUAUACUCCGGUACAUUAUGCAGCACGAGCUGGAUGUCUUGAGCACAUCAUACUCUUCAUCAGCAAGAACAAAGCUGCUGAACAAGUCACAUCAGAUUCACUGGAUACGCCUCUCCAUAUCGUCUCCCGGUAUGGCUGGCUCGAGAUUGCUCAAAGGCUACUGAAAAAACGAAAUGUGAGAAUCAUAAAUGUACAGAAUGACCAAGGAAAAACACCCCUGCAUUUGGCGUGUCACGAGGGCCAUGAAAAAAUAGCUAAACUUCUCUUGAUGGAAGGUGCAACAAUUGAAAGGGAUCAUCAUGACCGAACACCACUUCACCUGGCAGCAGCAAAGGGCUCAGAGGAGUGCGUCGAGUACAUACUGGAAACGCACCCAGGAAGUUUAAACGCCAUUGACAAAUAUCAGAACACGGCUCUCAAUCUGGCAGCGACCGCUGGCCAUGCGUCACUAGUAAUUUACCUGCUCUCUGUUAAAGAACAAGAGAUCCUGUUAAACUCGCAAAAUCAAAACGUUCUUGACCUUGCCAUCUCGAACGACAAAGAAGCGGUUGCUAUGGCAAUCAUUGAACAUCCCAGAUGGAAGGAGGUAAUGGAUUCAGCUGUGGGAGGAGGAGUGUCUCAGAUUCAGACUUUGGUAGAGAAGAUGCCGGAGGUGGCAGAACGUGUUCUUGAUCAAUGUGUCGACCAAGAGGGUGACCCGAGCAGUAAAGAUUUCAAAGUAACAUAUGAUCUGCGGCUGAUUCAAGGAAAGCAAAACAGUUUUACAAGUUCGUUAGAGCAUUCAUUAGAUGCCCUAAAGACUAUGGCAGAAAGACGGCGAGAGAAUUGCUUGACUCAUCCAGUAUGCUAUGUGCUUAUGAACAUCAAAUGGAAGAAAUUUGGUUGGAUCACAUUCAUCGUAAAUCUGUCUUUGUACCUGGCCUUUCUUUUGCCAUUUACUGCACUCGCAGUUUAUCUCAAGGCCAACAGCCUUGAAUUGUGUGGCUAUAAAUUUGAAAAUAUGACAAAACAUCGCACAGGCUACUACGAACAUACUUGGGACUGGCACGAUGACGACAGCAUCACAUGCAAUGGUUCUCAAAAGACUGUUGUGGUUCUCCAUUAUGUUGUGAUCGUGUUCGCCCUCAUUCAUCUCACAAAGGAAAUUGUGCAAAUCAUGAGACAGCGCCUUAAGUAUUGGACUGCCAUCACAAACUACAUCGAGUGGGUGAUUUACGUGUCUGCACUUGUUUUCGUGUUUCCGAUCUGCGCCUGCAAAGCACAUUAUAAAUCUGAGGCAGCAGCAUUCUCCUUGUUUUUUGCUUGGCUCAAUCUUGUUCUUUACUUCAGAAGGUUGUCGUAUUAUGGAAAGUAUGUAAUCAUGCUGCUCACGAUGUUUAAAACACUUUUCCAGGUCUUGCUUCUUUUCUUUCUGUUUGUGGUAGCUUUUGGGACAACGUUUUACCUGCUCAUGUAUAACAAGUCUAACUUUGACACAUUGGAAUACGCUUUGAUGAAAACCUUUGCGAUGACUUUGGGAGAGUUGAACUACGAAUCAGACUUCAUACCCGACAUAAAACUGCAUUAUCCUCUGGCUUCUAAUGUCAUGUUCGUGUUUUUCUCCCUGGCGAUGCCCAUCAUACUCAUGAACAUGCUGAUCGGUUUAGCUGUUGGGGAUAUUGACAAGAUUCAACAAAAGUCUGUUAUGGAUCGUUAUGUGAUGCAGGUUGAAUUGCUUCUGGAGCUCGAGGAAUCUCUCCCACAAUGGAUUUUAAAACGCAUGCAGAUCGAUAAAUAUGAAGAGUUUCCAAACAGAAAAUCCAAGCUACAAACCAGACUUUACGAGAAGAUCAUUGGAUUUGGAAAAGCAGAAAGUAAAGGAGAGGACGACGGCGUUCCUCCAGCCAUGGCGCAGAUUAUUGACAGGGUGAUGGAGCAAGACGCAAAGAUAGACGAAAUAUACGCCAUGAUGAAGGAACAAUCCGAGAUCCUCAAAGCCAUCGGUCGCCGUCAAGGAGUGGAAGAUACUGCAUCAAACAGAAAGAGUAUUAUUGGAUGGUUCUUGAAGAAACAUUAGAUUUGGUGAAAAACAUGACAGCUAUCUCCGUGCUCUUUUUUCUAGACUGAUAAGGCUUUUAAACUUUUAACUUAAAAGUUAACGGUUGAACAUUAAAAACAUAACUUCAAAAAAAAUUGCAGAUAAUAUUUGAUGGAAGACACGAAGAAUCUUUAAUUUACUUUCUCUCGUCUAGUGCUGUAAAUUGAUGUAAUGCAGUUGAAUAUGUUCAUUGCAGGUUUAAACAAAGAUAAAAGAACUAAGUAAUGUUUUCGUCUUUCUCAAAAUUGUUUUAAAUGGUAAUGGUGAAAAAUGUAAACAUUGGCAUCAACGUAGGAGCUCACUCAUACUUGAAUGUUUGAAAAGGUAGUCAGCUUUAACUAUAAAAGUACACUGUUUUAUCAACAUUUUUCCUUAACUUACGCUGAAAUAAUUUUGAAAAGUAAUGAGAAGUUCAAGCUGAUUUGUUACUAAGUGUAGAAGUUUGUAACAUUACAUUGCUGCUGGAAUCGUUAAAUAUAUCACUGUCAUAAAGACAAACGUUUAUUCUGCGUAUCUGUAUCACGUUAUCAAACACGAUGAUGUUAGAGAAAAGGGGCGUUUAUUACAUUUUCAAUAAUAAAUGGCGUACACAUA
Pocillopora verrucosa is the source of this 4133-nucleotide messenger RNA. Its product is annotated as transient receptor potential cation channel subfamily A member 1. The record is from RefSeq and is a predicted model, not a curated record. Gene Ontology annotation, biological process: transmembrane transport; monoatomic ion transport. Lineage: Eukaryota; Metazoa; Cnidaria; Anthozoa; Scleractinia; Pocilloporidae. Gene Ontology annotation, molecular function: protein binding; monoatomic ion channel activity. Gene Ontology annotation, cellular component: membrane.